Molecule: messenger RNA, 1143 nt
Organism: Ambispora gerdemannii
Lineage: Eukaryota; Fungi; Glomeromycota; Glomeromycetes; Archaeosporales; Ambisporaceae
Source: the annotation of a GenBank genome assembly
AUGGCAGUUUCAAUUUCACUUCGAUUUCUUGGCACAUCCUCUGCUCAACCAUCCGCAACUCGGAAUACAUCGUCUAUCGCCCUGAUAAUCGACGGUACUACCUGGUUAUUCGAUACGGGUGAAGCAACACAGCACCAAGUCAUGAAAACAAACAUAAAAUGGAGCAAGAUUGACCGUAUUUUUAUAACUCACAUGCAUGGAGACCAUGUAUUUGGGUUGGCACCGUUAUUGUGUACAAUACACAACAAAUUUGAUGUAGGUCAUGAAGGAAUUGAAAAUACUCCUCCAGCAGAGAUCUAUGGUCCAUCUGGACUACGCCGUUAUCUGCGUACUAUUUUCUCUUUAACUUAUUCAAAUCUAGGCCGUAUGUACAGAGUACAUGAACUUUUAUUUGUCAAAGACCCAAUCGAUUCAUUAGUCACCCUCAGUAAUACCAACGAGAAGUUGCAUCAAAAUGAGUUAAUGGGAGAAAAUUUGGUUAUUGACGAAGCCAAAAAUCAAUGGAUUGUAUUUGAUGAUGAAUCGUGUACUGUUUAUGCGGCUCCAAUCCAGCAUAGUAUCCCUUGUCUAGGUUAUGUUUAUCACGAGAAGCCGUUACCCGGUAACAUCGAUAUUAACGAGGUAAAGCCACCAUUGAUGCGUAAUCGAGAAGCAUUAGGUUUUAAAAAUCCAAUGGAGUUGAUAAAGAAGCUGAAAAAUGGAGAAACUCUGGAACUUCCCGAUGGAACUGUCUUAAAACCACCACCUAAAAAGCCUGGACGAAAGAUUGUCAUACUCGGGGAUACAUUCGAUCCAACAGGCAUUGCACAUUUAGCAAAAGGUGCCGAUCUGUUAGUGCAUGAAAGUACAAAUGCUCUGACUUCUUUAGAUGGAAAAUCUGCUAAUUAUGAGGAGAUCGAGCAACGCUCUAAAUCUCAUGGACAUUCAACUGCUAAUAAAGCCGGUGCAUUUGCAAAAAGAGUCGAAGCGAAAAAACUAGUGUUAACCCACUUCAGUCAUCGAUAUAAAGGUGGUGAAAUCGAAGAGCAUGUUCAAAUCAUGGAAGAGAUUCGUCAAGCUGCGGUCCGUACAUUUGAAAGUGAUCAAGUGGUUUGUGCUAGAGAUUUAAUGUCUAUCGAUAUACCGAUUAAAAAUUCGGAGUAA